CCGGCAUUCUUUCUUUAGCUGUGAACACAGAGAAGACAGAGAAACUAAAAUGGCCAGAACCAAGCAGACCGCCCGUAAAUCCACCGGAGGAAAAGCUCCCAGGAAGCAGCUGGCCACCAAGGCUGCCCGUAAGAGCGCCCCGGCCACCGGCGGAGUGAAGAAGCCUCACCGUUACAGGCCCGGUACCGUGGCUCUGAGGGAGAUCCGUCGCUACCAGAAGUCCACCGAGCUGCUCAUCCGCAAGCUGCCCUUCCAGCGCCUGGUGAGGGAGAUCGCUCAGGACUUCAAGACCGACCUGCGCUUCCAGAGCUCCGCCGUCAUGGCUCUGCAGGAGGCCAGCGAGGCUUACCUGGUCGGCCUGUUCGAGGACACCAACCUGUGCGCCAUCCACGCCAAGAGGGUCACCAUCAUGCCCAAAGACAUCCAGCUGGCCCGCCGCAUCCGCGGAGAGAGGGCUUAAACUCACUCAGCACCACAACACACUCACAAAAAGGCUCUUUUAAGAGCCACA
Sander lucioperca (pikeperch) is the source of this 511-nucleotide messenger RNA. Its product is annotated as histone H3. The transcript has a single exon. The record is from RefSeq and is a predicted model, not a curated record. Bases 50 to 460 code for a protein of 136 amino acids. Lineage: Eukaryota; Metazoa; Chordata; Actinopteri; Perciformes; Percidae. Gene Ontology annotation, cellular component: nucleosome. Gene Ontology annotation, molecular function: DNA binding; protein heterodimerization activity; structural constituent of chromatin.